Molecule: messenger RNA, 2205 nt
Organism: Mytilus trossulus (common blue mussel)
Lineage: Eukaryota; Metazoa; Mollusca; Bivalvia; Mytilida; Mytilidae
Exons: 1
Coding region: 90-1781 (563 amino acids)
Molecular function (GO): protein binding; zinc ion binding
Source: RefSeq, a predicted model, not a curated record
ACAACCAGGAAGCAAGUCAUGUGAAUUUGAGAACGAACUUACUUUAACUAGACCGUUGGGGCAUUUUAUUGUUGUAUUAAAAAUACAAAAUGGCGUUUUCUCAGGCUGUAGGGAUAGCGCAAACUUCAACUGUAUGUCAGUUCUGUGAAGAAUCGCCAGAAAUAAAGUGGAAGUGUGUUAACUGUGAACUAUUUCUAUGUAACCUGUGCUGUUCAAAGAUUCACAGUAAAAGUAAGGUAUCAAUGGAACAUGAAAUUGUCAAUCUUAAAGAUUUUGGAACGGAGAUUUUUUUUAUGUCAGUGCGUAAAGUUGACCUUGACAAUAUGGAAUGCACAACACAUACAAAACGAAAGUGUAUUGUUUACUGUAAAGAUUGCCAAAGUCCCGCUUGUUCCAAAUGUUUAACUGAGACUCAUAAAAUGCAUGACUAUAACGCUAUUGAUGAGGUGUAUUCUGACAUUAUUUCUAGAAUUAGGGAAUUGUUACAUAAAUUUGAAUCCAACCAUCAGUCACUUAACAUUGAAACGGACAAACUACAAAAACAACUUGAAGAUGGUGACAAAAAUUUCCAAGAAACAAGGGAAAUAAUUUUACAAACAGAGAGAGAAUUGAAAGAUGCUAUUUCAAAAUAUACUAAUAACCUUUUACAAGAACUUGAAGCAAAGUGGAAACCUUUAGAAAAUGUGAUCAUGAAGGAACUGUCUUCCCUAAGAACAAAUGCGGAUGUGUUGGAAACCAGGAAGAAAAAUCUAAAUCAAGUCCUGCAGUCACGUCAUGUGGAAGAUAUAUUUUCUGCAGGCCAAACCUUAUAUGAAUCUUUACCGAAUUAUUCAAUUAAAAAAAUCGAACCUUUUAAUGCAAGGUUUAUUCCUAGCAAUCAGCACGUGACAAAAGGAAGUCAGAUGAUUGGUUAUCUGUAUACAGUUCCCGAAUUUGAACUUUUAGACACUUACCAAAGUAUUUACAAAAGUGUGACAAAUAUUCUAUUCAGUAGUGACAAAACUGCAUUGAUAGGGAGUUUUAACUGUCAAAAACUACAAAACGUUCAAUUUGAAAACCAUUGCAUGAAAAUGAAGAAAGUAGUAAAUAUGAAAGUGUAUGAUAUGGCAAAGACAAUGGAUGGUAACAUACUUAUAUCAGCUGAAGAAUUUGAUUUAAAAAUAUAUAACAAAGACAAGAAACUUAUGAAAUUUAUGUCUUUUGCUCCAUUAAAAACUAUAGGUUUGCAUGUUACAAAAGAUAAUAAAAUAAUAGUAGGGUUGGUGAAAAAUUUAAUGAUACCUGUACCAACAGACUGUAUCAGAAAACUUGUUGUUAUGAACUCCGAUGGUGACAUACAACAUUCCAUCGAAUAUGACAGGGACCACCAGAGACUGUUAACCUACCCUCAUAGAAUCAAUUCUAUAAAUGAUAAAAUAGUCGUUGUAGACGUUAUAAACAAAGAGUUUGAGGGGAGGGUAGUAAUGUUAGAUCACGGGGGACAACUCCAUUGGACCUUUAAUGGUUGUAAAACUAUAAAUUCUGACCAGAUUAAAUUUUAUCCUGGGGACGUGGCAGUAACUUCUACAGAUAUGAUUCUUGUUACUGACUGUGAGAAUCAUUUGAUACAUGCACUAAAUUCGGUAGGGGAAGCUAUUUUUUAUAAGGAAGUAAAAAGCUUAGGAAUAGAAUUACCUUUAAGUCUUAGCAUUGACAACAAUGACGUCUUAUGGAUUGGAUGUAAUACCUGCACAGAAGACACAAAUAGUACAGCAAAUAUAAUGUAUGUUAAACUUACUUAACUUUGACGUUUCGUAUCAGAUAGAUUUCUUAAAUCCAGGAUUUGCAACUGAAAGUGAUUUGUUAGUCUCUGUGAUUUUGGAAAUAAAAAAAAUGUAAAUUGCUCUGUAGUGUCUGUUGCUUACUACUGAUGUUGUCAAUUUUGACAGUUAAAAAGUAAUAUUGAUAGUUAGAUUACGUAGUCAAUUUGUCAAUGAAUAAAACGUAAAAACACAAAAAUACUGAACUCCGAGGAAAAUUCAAAAAGGAAAGUCCCAAAUCAAAUGGCAAAACACAGAAUAAAUAAACAAGGAAAUUACCAAAGACUUGAUCAUCUGAUAUCUCUGGAUUAUUACGAAGCUUCUGUCAAAUUUUAUUUAAAUUCGUGGUUAUAGUUAUUCAAAUUCAAAGUUUAAGGACUGUAUAUCUAUAUUCGGCAGGAUCUGG